AACGUAUGGUUCUGGAAAGCGGAAACUGCCUGUUUUUGUUCACAACUAGAAGAACAUCUGACACACGAGCAGUGAGAGGCCCCACUGGGCUCAGAAGCAGAGGCAACAUUCAAGGACCCCUGAACUCAAGGAUCCCUGGAAACUGACCUGUGAAACAGUUUGACAAAUAAAGGCGAUUUCUACUUCGGUCCCUCUUUGAGUGAGCGCCUCAUCAACAUGAAAUACAGUCUCCACUUGACCUUCAUGUGUCUGAGUCUCUUCACUCCAAGGAUAUGUAUCCAGGGGAAUCAGUUCAACGUCGAGGUCAGCAGAAGUGACAAGCUCUCCCUGCCCGGCUUUGAGAAUCUCACAGCAGGAUAUAACAAAUUUCUCAGGCCCAAUUUUGGCGGAGAACCAGUUAAGAUAGCACUGAGUCUGGACAUUGCAAGUAUUUCUAGUAUUUCAGAGAGUAAUAUGGACUACACGGCCACCAUAUACCUCAGACAGCGCUGGACGGACCAGCGGCUGGUUUUUGAAGGCAACAAGAGCUUCACUCUGGAUGCGCGUCUCGUGGAGUUCCUCUGGGUGCCAGACACUUACAUUGUGGAAUCUAAGAAGUCCUUCCUCCAUGAAGUCACUGUGGGAAACAGGCUCAUCCGCCUCUUCUCCAAUGGCACAGUCCUGUAUGCUCUCAGAAUCACAACGACUGUUGCGUGUAACAUGGACCUGUCGAAAUACCCCAUGGACACACAGACAUGCAAGUUGCAACUGGAAAGCUGGGGCUAUGAUGGAAAUGACGUGGAGUUCAGCUGGCUGAGAGGGAACGACUCCGUGCGCGGGCUGGAAAACCUGCGGCUUGCUCAGUACACCAUACAACGGUAUUUCACCUUAGUCACCAGAUCGCGACAGGAAACAGGAAAUUAUACACGACUGGUCUUGCAAUUUGAGCUUCGGAGAAAUGUCCUGUAUUUCAUUUUGGAAACCUACGUUCCUUCCACUUUCCUGGUGGUGUUAUCCUGGGUUUCAUUUUGGAUUUCCCUUGAUUCAGUUCCUGCAAGAACCUGCAUUGGAGUGACCACCGUAUUGUCAAUGACAACACUGAUGAUCGGGUCCCGCACUUCUCUUCCCAACACCAACUGUUUCAUAAAGGCCAUCGAUGUGUACCUGGGCAUCUGCUUCAGCUUCGUGUUUGGGGCCCUAUUGGAAUACGCGGUUGCCCACUACAGCUCCUUACAGCAGAUGGCAGCCAAAGAUAGGGGGACGGCAAAGGAAGUGGAAGAGGUCAAUAUUACUAAUAUCAUCAACAGUUCCAUCUCCAGCUUUAAACGGAAGAUCAGCUUUGCCAGCAUUGAAAUUUCCGGUGAUAAUGUUGACUAUAGUGACUUGACAAUGAAAACCAGUGACAAGUUCAAGUUUGUGUUCCGAGAUAAGAUGGGCAGGAUUGUUGAUUAUUUCACAAUUCAAAACCCCAGUAAUGUUGAUCGAUAUUCCAAAUUACUCUUUCCUUUGAUUUUUAUGCUAGCCAAUGUAUUUUACUGGGCGUACUACAUGUAUUUUUGAGAGUACGUUGAAUUGCUUGCAUGUCAUGGUUCUUCAACAGAACAAGGUAAUGAUGUAAAUGGUAUUCUAAGCCAAGUGUGUGUGCUAACCCAAUGGAGCUACAAGUGACUAAGAUGACAUUUGAACUUUUCUCCUCAAAGAAUAUUCCCCCAACCAUUAUUUAAGCUGUGUAGAAGUCCUAGUGUUACAGAGUCUUGUAAUAGAAACAUCAACUCAUUCCCUUUUUAUCUUUACCAAAGACAUCCCCAUGGAGCCUAAGAUUAUAAACCUACUCAGAGUUGACUAUUUGCUCAGUGGCUCCCUGGUCUGCAUUUACCUCAUAUAAAAAAUGAGAAGGAAACUAUUAUAUGUAUUGAGUAACCCUCAAGUGUCAGUGGUUGUUUCUAAAUUAAUCAUACAUGCUAUUUACUAAAUCUCUGCAGUGCUUAUAAAAUGCAUUGUUACCUAUUUAGGGAGUAACAUUUUCUAGUUUUUGUUUUUGAUUAAAAUGAAAUGUGGGCUUAAGUCAAUUCACUGGAAGUCACUGCACUAACUCAAUACUGAGAUGAGUUUUUAAUACAGUAUUUAAUACCACGGCAGAAUCGUCCCCAAAUUCCAAUAAGUUCCGCCAUUGAAAAAUCAAAUGUAAAUGACGAAAACGUUAAUGGAUCAAUAGUCGCAAACAUAAAAUUGUUUCUAAGAUAUAAUGCAUUUCCCUGAAUCCAAACUGAAAGGGCUCUGGGGCUUCAUUCCCCCAUUUGAUAUGUCUUAUCAUUUUACUAUUAUACAUACACCAGUCCUCAACAAUGCGAAAGACCUUUCCCCACAUCAGGCAUGGAAAUGGAAGAUUUUUUAACUGAUUCUAAGGAGUCUUACUUUGAACUGAGUCCAUUUCUAUCUGCUUCUCUGACACUGAGCACCACUUUCCCAGCAGCAGAUCUCCUGCAUCUUUCCAAGAGGAGCUCUUAUUCCUAUGCUCUAGUGACCAGGAAUGAUGCUUAUUAGAUCAUGAACUGCAUUACUCAGAAAUAAGUGGCUUAGAACAAGUAAGCUUGGCCUUGCUCGGAACCCUGAUCCUUCUGGCUGGAUUACUUGGAGUAGCUCAUCCUGCAUGAGUAGGAGAAUGUUGGCCCUGAGUCCUGAACUUCCUGAGUAACAAGGGGACUUGUUCCAGAACCUACAUGCAGGCUGCAGAAGAACUAUCUUUUCCAAGUCCAGUCACUCUCACCCUAACACAAGAAGCACAUUAUGUGCACCCGUGCUCCUUGGUCAAGCUCAGCCGACAGCAUUAUUAAGUGGAGAUUUGCCAGUGUGUCAUGAUAAAGGCUUCAGUUCAGCCUCAAUCUUCAUAAGAAGAAUCUCACCAUCUUUCAUUCUUUAGCUUCCUUUUCUGAUAAAUGUAUGCCUUUACCUUUUUUUUUUCCAGAAAUAAACCAUUGCUUCUCUUUUCUAUAACCCCCUGUACCAUAGGCUCUCGUUCUUUUUCGCUUUUUGAUAAUUCUCACAAUUCAGGGUGUGUGGGUAUAAUCACUUGAGCUUUUAACAAAAUGUUUCUAAUGGGAAUGAGGGAAUUAAAAGAGAUGGAAUGUGGUUGUCUGGUUCAAUCAUAUUUGUGAUUUUUUUAAAAAGGGUUUAAAAGGAAAUAUCUGCUCUGAAACCCCAUUCAAGUGCUACAUAUUUUUUUAAAAAGCUGUAAAUGGGUGGGGCGCCUG
Molecule: messenger RNA, 3230 nt
Organism: Ailuropoda melanoleuca (giant panda)
Lineage: Eukaryota; Metazoa; Chordata; Mammalia; Carnivora; Ursidae
Gene: GABRP
Product: gamma-aminobutyric acid type A receptor subunit pi
Exons: 11
Coding region: 217-1539 (440 amino acids)
Biological process (GO): monoatomic ion transmembrane transport
Cellular component (GO): membrane
Molecular function (GO): extracellular ligand-gated monoatomic ion channel activity; GABA-A receptor activity
Source: RefSeq, a predicted model, not a curated record